GCCAUUUGUUGAUCGAUGGAACGGUCCGUAUGAACUCCGACUAGCCGACACGCAGUCAGUCGUGCACGCAGCCACGCUGCCACACAGACACAUUACGCUGUUUCCAUCCAUCCAUCCAUCCACUCGCCCGCGUCUCGUUGGUCGAUGAGAUGCGACGUAUUGCUACAGCCAGUCCAUUCGCCCGCCCCUCACACAUGCACCUGUAUGUGUCUACACAUCGAUCUGCCUGCCGUGGCCACCUGGACAGACAGCCAGGGGGCCAACCCCCCUAGUCAAGUCUACAGCUAGUUGCCGCCCAACACCACAUGCGCAUCGGCUCCCAACACCUCACGCGCCAACCUCACUGUCUGCGGGAAUCUGGCUGCACGCUUCUUGCCAUCCACCGGACGCUCCGUCGUAUAGAGGCGGCUAGAGGCAAAGUUGGUGUGGGUGUAGAUGAUGAUGUGGGCCGCAAAUGUGUCGUGGGCUUCGCCACCGUGAAGCAGAAUCACCCGCUCGAAAUAGCCUGUUGCCGGUGCGUGGCUCGUGCUGAUGGUGCACCGGUCCCACACAGGCGGCGGCUGAGUGGCGAGCACCCGCCGCUGAAGAAAAAGGGACGCAUGGCGAUGAGUGAGUUGAGUGAGUGUGCGUGUGACUGACCAGUCGGUCGUAGAUUGGGGCGUUGCUGUAUGGGGUGACAUCCUGGUGUGCAACCAGCGACCCUCCAUGACCCAACCUGAUCAAACACAUCAUGGCAGAGCGGUGCAGCCAAUGUGUUUACGUGUUCGUGUGUGUAUCCCAUCCUGCUCAACCCUCUCACUCGUUCAACACAGCGUCGCGAACUGAAGCAUGGUCGAGACCUGCAAACAAACGUCCGCAUACACAGCCAGAUGGUCCAUCUCCCUCGCUCCCUCCCUCUCCCUCUCCCUCUCUCCCUCACCUAGAAGCUCACACACGGGGUUGGCCUCGUCGUAUCCGUUGCGGAAGGGGUGGUCGGCCGGCAGCGUCUGCGCUUUGCGGAUGGUGAGCCGAUGUCCAUCCAGCCGCUCCCCAUCGUUGACGCGCUCGAGCUCCAUGCCGAUGUGCCGGCCGAUGAGUGAGAGCUGGCGCACAGCCUCACACCGCCCGUCAAACACCGCCCGGCUGCCCACCCCCUCCACAUCAGCACUCCUCAGCUCUAUCGGCAGCUGCCCGCCUCCCCGCCCCUGAUGCUUGGCCACUCUGACGAUCGGCACCGUCGCCGUCCACUCGCCGCUCUUGUCGAUGAAAUACGCCAGCCGCAGCAGCAGGUCGAGCGAUGUCAGGUCAGCGGAGAGGGUGAUGAUGCCUUCGAGUCCCUUGGCGGCCAGCUGGGCUUCUAUGUGCUCCUUCACCAACUGGGUCACAGCGCUGGUGAUGCUCUCCUUGUCCUGGUCGUCGUUGAUCUGCGACAGGAGUGCCCGCCUGGUGUCCUCCAAGUGGGCCGCUUUGCUGAUCACAAUGGACGAGAGGGGCGGAGGGCUGAGGGUGGGGCGGUCCUGAUCCGAUGAUGACGUCGCCUGAUAGAUAAAACGAACCGACAAGAGACCAAGAGAGCCGUAGUGAUGGGUGGCAAAUGAUAUCUCUGUGACAUUGUGUGCGCCCUUCAUUCACCUGUGGCAGCGGCAAGCCGGCUCCAUGAUCACGAUCAGCAGCAGUAGCGGAUGAAGAUGACGCUGCAGCCGCCAUGGCUAAGUCAAGAACGCCUGAAGGCAAGAAGAUCACGUCAAUUGGAUCAGCAGGGCCAUCCUUAUCAUCUCUCAAUGCUCACCAAAUUGUCCGUGAAUACAGCGUCUCAGUGGAGGCUUCUCAUGAUGCGCU
This is a messenger RNA of Vitrella brassicaformis, 1818 nucleotides long. Lineage: Eukaryota; Vitrellaceae. The record is from the annotation of a GenBank genome assembly.